This is a messenger RNA of Myotis lucifugus (little brown bat), 1656 nucleotides long. RefSeq names its product solute carrier family 22 member 13 (gene SLC22A13). Gene Ontology annotation, molecular function: transmembrane transporter activity. Gene Ontology annotation, biological process: transmembrane transport. The transcript is spliced from 10 exons. The record is from RefSeq and is a predicted model, not a curated record. NCBI's taxonomy places the organism in Eukaryota, Metazoa, Chordata, Mammalia, Chiroptera, Vespertilionidae. Gene Ontology annotation, cellular component: membrane. Bases 1 to 1656 code for a protein of 551 amino acids.
AUGGCUCAGUUUUCCGAGGUCUUGGCUGAAAUAGGCGACUUCGGUCGCUUUCAGGUGCAGCUGCUGCUGCUGCUGAGUGUCCCCAACUUCCUGUCCGCCUUCUAUAUGUUUGGCCAGGUCUUCAUGGCCCUGGAGGAGCCCCACCACUGCUCAGUGGCCUGGGUCAAGAACCUCACCUUGAACCUGAGUGCUGCCGAGCAGCUGAACCUGAGCGUGCCCCUGGAUGCUGCGGGCAAUCCCGAGCCCUGCCGCAUGUUCCGGCCGCCCCCCAACGGUGCCAGCCUGGAGGACAUCCUCAGCCACCGCUUCAAUGAGACACAGCCUUGCGAGGCAGGCUGGGAGUAUCCCGAAGACAGGCCCCUGUCCCUAAAGAACGAGUUCAACUUGGUUUGUGAUCAGAAGCACCUGAAGGAGACCUCGCAGUCCGUGUACAUGGCCGGGCUCCUCAUCGGCGCUCUCAUCUUUGGGCCCCUCUGUGACUGGAUUGGUCGCAAAGCCAGCAUCCUGAUCCAGCUGCUGCUCUUCGCCAUCAUCGGCCUGGCCACGGCGUUUGUGCCCACCUUCGACCUCUACAUGGUCCUGCGCUUUGCUGUGGCCACAGCCGUCUCUGGCUACGCCUUGACAAAUGUCACCCUGCUUGCAGAGUGGGUGGGGCCCUCGCGGAGGACCCAGGCCGUGGUCCUGGCGCAGUGCAGCUUCUCCGUGGGGCAGAUGGCCCUGGCCGGGCUUGCCUAUGGCGUCCGUAACUGGCGGCUCUUUCAGAUCGCAGGCGCCUCACCCGUCCUGCUGCUCUUCUUCUACUUCUGGGCUCUGCCAGAAUCUGCCCGCUGGCUCCUGGCCCGGGGGAGGGUCGAGGAGGCUAAACAAGCCAUCCAGAAGGCGGCCUCAGUCAACCGGCGGAAACUCUCCCCAGAGCUGCUGAGCCAGCUGGCCCCAGAGAAGACAGGCCCCUCGGGGAACGCCCUGGAUCUGUUCAGACACCCCCAGCUCCGGAAGGUGACCCUGAUUCUCUUUGCCGUCUGGUUUGUGGACAGUCUGGGGUACUUUGGCCUGAGCCUCCAAGUGGGGGACUUUGGCCUGGACAUCUACCUGACGCAGCUGAUCUUUGGGGCCGUGGAGGUGCCCGCCCGCUACUCCAGCAUCUUCAUGAUGCAGUGGUUCGGCCGCAGGUGGAGCCAGAUGGGGACUCUGGUUCUGGGUGGCCUCAUGUGUAUCAGCAUCAUCUUCGUCCCGGCAGACCUGCCCGUAGUGGCCACCGUGCUGGCCAUCGUGGGGAAGUUCGCCACAGCUGCUGGAUUUACCAUCUCCUACGUCUACUCCGCUGAGCUCUUCCCCACCAUCAUCAGGCAGACGGGCAUGGGGCUGGUGGCCAUCUUCUCAAGGAUCGCGGGCAUCCUCACGCCCCUGGUGAUGCUGCUGGGCGACUACCACGAGGCCCUCCCGAUGGUCAUCUACGGCAGCCUCCCCAUCGGGGCAGGCUUGCUCUGUGCGCUGCUGCCCGAGACACGCGGCCAGGCCAUGAAGGAUACCAUCCAGGACCUGGACCAGGGCCCCCAGCCACGGACUAAGAAGUUAGCGCCCGCAGGAAAUGAAACGGGGGCCUCAGGAAGAACUCCCAGCCCAGGGCAGGCCUCUGUGAGCAGCACGUCCUUCUGA